This is a messenger RNA of Apis laboriosa (Himalayan honeybee), 1812 nucleotides long. RefSeq names its product secretory carrier-associated membrane protein 5B (gene Scamp). The record is from RefSeq and is a predicted model, not a curated record. Gene Ontology annotation, cellular component: trans-Golgi network membrane; recycling endosome membrane. NCBI's taxonomy places the organism in Eukaryota, Metazoa, Arthropoda, Insecta, Hymenoptera, Apidae. Bases 103 to 1167 code for a protein of 354 amino acids. Gene Ontology annotation, biological process: protein transport. The transcript has 9 exons.
CAUGAAGUAUAGACAAGUUUAGAUAAGAUUAUUUUGAGUACGUUAAAGUCUUAAUUAUUUUCAACAAUACGUUGGAGUGUGGUUCAGUGAACGGCUGCUAACAUGUCUGGCUUUGAUGAAAAUCCUUUUGGGGAACCGAAUAUCAAUGAUCCAUUUUCGGAUCCUGCAAUAAGAAGGGCUGUAUCUUCUACUCCAGCUAACAGAGGAUUAGAAGAUUACAAUCCUUUUGCAGAACAAGGUUCACAAGGAACAGCACAAGUUAGAGGUGCUUCAAAUCCUCCAAUCUAUGGAGGUCUUGGAGUAACACAGCAACCAGCUACACUUCAGCCUUCGAACCAAGAACCUCCAGCAACUAAUUAUGCCCGUACUCCACAACAAACAGUGAAUACAGCACUUGGCAGCACAAUAUCCCCAACUUCAGAUCAAAGAUCAGAGUCAGAAUGGAAAACAAGAACAGAGGAAGAUAUGAGGAACACACCAUAUUAUCCAAAAAGAAACAACUGGCCUCCUUUACCUGAUAAAUGCUGCUUUCAACCUUGCUUCUAUCAAGAUAUUGAUGUAGAAAUUCAUACAGACUUUCAGAAGGUAGUCAGACAGCUAUAUCGUUUAUGGAUGUUUCAUGGUUGUGUUUUAAUACUUAAUAUUAUCGGUGGAUUCAUCUUACUUUUAUGUAAUGGAGGAUUUUCAACAUUUGGUCUUGGAAUAUUAUAUCUGAUAUUAUUUACACCAUUCUCAUUUUUAUGCUGGUUUAGACCAGCAUACAAAGCUUUCAAAAAUGAUAGCUCUUUUAACUUCAUGGUAUUUUUCUUUGUCUUCUUCUUUCAAUUAAUCGUCACAGCAAUUCAAGCUAUAGGCAUUCCUGGCUCAGGAACUUGCGGCAUUAUAGUUGCUUUCACGAUGUUUGAUAACACAGCUAAAGGAAUAUUUGUUGGGUUUUUACUACUCCUUAUUGCCCUUUGUUUUGUUCUCGCUGCGUUCGGUGAUCUGUUAUUAUUAACCAAGAUUCAUCGCAUAUAUCGCUCGUCAGAUGCAAGCGUUUCGAAAGCACAACAAGAAUUCGCGACGACUUUCUUACGCAAUGAACAUGUACAAAAUGCAGCAAGUAGUGUUGCUGCCAAUGCUGUACGCGCCCAAAUGGCUAACGCUGCUAAUCAACCACGCUAUUAAAGUGAUUUCGUCACAAUCCAGGAUUUAUUCUUCAGAGUACGAAAAUUGGGUUAUAUCGUUGCUGUUACUUUAUUGGGUGUAUCUGAAUGUCUCAAUGAACUGGAAACUUUAUAUCAAGUAAAAUGUUCGGGAAUAUAGGAAAAAGAGAGGUCGAAGGAUCUUUGUUAUUUAUUGAGACUUCAAUAAAACAGAUUCUGCCCUAUAAAUAUAUUUUUACAUAUAUGACGAUGUUUAAAUUGAUUGCAAUGAUUAUUACACAAUCUUUAUUAUAUAGCAAUGAAUAAUAGAUUACUUCGUUUUGUAUAAAAAAUGAAAAAUAAGACAGAAAUGUUGUUUAAAUUUUAUAAAUAUUCGCUGAUACAUUUGUACUUAUGUAAGCAGCAAAGAUAAAAGUGACAAAUAAAAAUUUAAUUUACUCAAAAAAAAAAAAAAAAAAAAAAAAAAAAAAAAAAAAAAAAAAAAAAAAAAAAAAAGAUCUUUCACUCCAAUAAUUAGAAUAAGAAAACUUCUUCAAGAAAUAUUUAAAAUAUUUAUAACAAAUUUUCCAAUUUCUCUAAACCAAUAGUCCUCAAUAGUAUUUUACCUAAAAUUUCAAAAUUGUUAUCCGAUUGAUCUUGAUCCGAGAUUAAAUAUUAUUAUCUUUAA